Messenger RNA from Strongylocentrotus purpuratus (purple sea urchin), 5667 nucleotides. Its product is annotated as protein phosphatase 1 regulatory subunit 14C. Lineage: Eukaryota; Metazoa; Echinodermata; Echinoidea; Camarodonta; Strongylocentrotidae. The transcript is spliced from 3 exons. Gene Ontology annotation, biological process: regulation of phosphorylation. Gene Ontology annotation, cellular component: cytoplasm. The record is from RefSeq and is a predicted model, not a curated record. Bases 86 to 529 code for a protein of 147 amino acids. Gene Ontology annotation, molecular function: protein serine/threonine phosphatase inhibitor activity.
AUCAUAUACGAUAGUGUAGCAGACUAGCUAGCAGUAUACACUAACUUACGUACGUUCGUACACAUAUCUACGGAUACCAGUAACCAUGGCCGCUCUGGAAAAUCCAAACCUCAACAACCGAGUUAGUUUUGCAGGUUCAGAAGAACAGCAAAUACCCGGUGUAGAUCAUCGGCGAGGAAGCAUAAACUCUGAGGAAAAGGCAAAGAGGAAACACCAAAAUGUCACUUGCAAAUAUGAUCGGAAAGUAAUGAGAAUCAGAUUGGAUAUCGAAGAAUGGAUGGACGAACAGCUCAGGGAAUUGUACGAGUGCGAGGAAGAUGAGGAUUACCCUAUAGAGAUUGACAUUGACGACCUUCUGCAACGCAGCAAUGCUGAGAGACAGAAAGAAGUAGAGUCGCUCCUUAGAGAUGCAACGCAACCCUCAGAGGAAUUCAUCUCGAUAUUACUCACGAGAGUCCUAGAGCUACAGAAGAAAUCAAACAUCAUGAGCUCACCGGGUGCGGCUCAGAGCAUAGAUUUCCAAUUAUGAGAGGGGACUCUAGGAAAACAUAAAGCACGGACACUCGCGGUCAUCGUCUCUUGUAAAUAUGUACAAAAUGAAGGAACAGAGAUACUCAGAUAAGGAAUGGACGUCUAUAUUCACUUCCUUGAAUCGGUCUUUCUCGUGGUUUCUUUCACUCAAUCUCAGAAGGAUUUUUAUUCACUUCCUCGUUGUCCGCAAUCGUCGUCAUAGCGUGAGAACAUUCUGAAAGCAAAAUCUGGAUAUUGGUUUCUAGUUAUUAAUACUUUCUUUUCUCUCUAUCCAUCAAAAGCUUGUAUGAAUUGUAAACUGAUUGUUGGAUCUCGUAUUUAAAUCACUGUUUGUUCUAGUCCCAUUGAAGCUUUUUGACAAUGAAAGCUCAUCUUCAGUUCAGGUAGCAAAGGAAGAGAACAUUCUCACGGGAUCAAACAAAAACUUUUUGAAAUAAUAUAUUUAUGUAGGCAUACAAAAUGUGUUGAAACAGCAGACUCUUACUGAGAGCUCUGAUUGGCCAAUAAAGUAGGUCACUGCAUCUCAGAAUAUGUUCAAAUUCAUAACUACUAAUAGAUAAUAUCUGCCAAAUGUUUCUGGUAGGAAUUAUUGUGCAGUUGUAGAGAAAUGAACAAAGAAACUUGAUAAAAAAUCUCCCACAGUUCAAAUGAAAAUUGCGCUUUUCAUUACGCGAUCUCUUCAAGCAUGAUUUCAACUCUUUGUUCAAUUUUGCAGAUCCGAACAACAAAUGUGAUGCUUGACAUACAAUUUAUAAUAACUUCAAGCCAUUUUUCUAAAUGAUCUUUCCCUGAUUCCGUAUGUACUAAAUGGACUUUCUUCUUUUCAUGUAUGACGUACAUGUAGAUAUUUAUAGACGGAUUGCAGACUGCUAUAUUGACACAGUGCUCUGAUCAUGAUUUACUGUAGAGUUAAAUUAUUCAGAGUAACAGUGUUUUUGUUACGUACCAUAUAUCUUUAUACAUUAAGAAAUUGUUCUUUGUGACAUGUUCCUGUCGUUGAGGAGAUCUUUAUGAUUAUUUUGUCUUCUCAUUUUGUCUUUCCAGAAGAAUUGAAUUUACUUAAUAUUUCAACAAAUUUCUAAAAACAUGCAUGGAAUAGGUGUGUUCAGACUGGGGGUUUAUAUUCCAGAUAUUUAUUAUUAACUAGUCACUUAGUUUUUCACAAAUCUUGUCAUUUGUGUACUGAUCAAUUAGCAAAUUGGGAAAUAAAUAUUUUCUACUCCCAGAGAUAUCAUUCAAUAACAGAAACAUUUUAUUGGAUGAUUAAGAAGAAUUGUAGAAAGAAUCAAUUUCUAUAGCAUCAUUCUUCUGGCAUAAUUUUAACAAGCUCUAACAUAAUUUUAGAGUAAUUCGAAUAAGCAGGAUUUCAUAUCUAUUAAAAUGUCUUCGGUUGAAUAUUGAAACGAUUGUUGAUGAUAGCAAAAGUUCAUAGUUUUCAAUUCACCUGUAUGGAAUAUGGAAUUGACCCUAUUAGUCCUUAGAUCUUGUAAUAUCAUGUGCAAUGAUGCUCAAAGCGUCACCAAGGAUGAUGGGAAGGUUGCCAAUCAGACAAGGUCAACUCGCUUGCUCCAACCUACCUACAUACAUGCAUGCACGGCAGAAGGAAAGAUGCCAACAUUUGAUACGUUUUGUGUCACGUUACAUGAUCUACAUGCUCUUCACCGUAUGGGUGCCUCCCCCUCAUCGUAGCACGAGCCAGCCAGCCGAGCGAUUAAAGCCCAGGAAGAAAGACGAUUCAACGGAACAAGAUUCCCACGUGUUGAGUGAUUGGUAGAAGCCUACAUGAGCUCCAGCUCUAACCAUUAGACAGACCUCCAUGUGAACUGUGUGCAGCCUCAUCGUAAUACUAAUUACAGCUGUAGUGUUACAAGCAAAUGUAUGGUACAACCAUGGUACAACAGCAGAAUAGUGCCAUGAAUCUGGAUACAAAUAGCAGAAUGAAAAAAGAAUAGAAACAUAACUUGGGAAAUCAUUUUUGAUUACUUUUUUUUUACUAAGAAUGUUGCAGACCCUAAUAACUUUUAUGCAGAUAUUAAAUGAAUGAGGUGAAGUCUGUAUCAUUUUUCCCCCCAAUGACCUUGUUUUAAUCUGGUCAUAAAUACAAUCUUUUUCCUAUGCUUUGAUUGUGAUUUAAGACAUUUUUCCUCACUUCCUUAGACACAAAAAAAUCAAUGUAAUGUUAACCUUAGUCAUAUGAUUCAACAAUUGUAUGCAGAUCUUGACAAUUAAAUGAUGUGAAGACAGACAUACAAUUUGGUAAUUACAGUAGUUCUUUCUCUUCGUUAGAGAGUUUCCUGGAAAGUCUUCAUGCUUUGCAAUCGGAAGCAUACAAUUUCUGAAACCUCUAUGUGGAGGAAUUGAGAAGGAACACAGUUUCUACCAGAAUGUAAUUGAUUCCUACCAUGUUACACUUCCUUUUAUCCUUCCUGUUUUUUGCCCAAAUAAGAAAACUCUCCAGGUACGGUAUACUGAUAUUCUUUAUUGCUACAGGGUGUCUCAUAAUAAGGCUUAAACUUAUACAGUUUGGUUUUCUCUUGUAUACCGGGUAUCCAGUUAUCCUCCAUUUUGUAGUACAUAUAUUUGUCAGUUUUUAUCGGAAAGGAAAAGUCAUUGUGGCCUUUACAGACAACUCAUUUUUGGAUUUGAUUUACGUAACGCAUUUUGAAAGACAGCUGAUCUUGAUAAUCUCAGGCCUGGUUUUAUUGAUCCUACUGCUCCCCAAAUACAUGAUUACAGAAUGAACUGUUUUUUAAUAAUUUUAUUUGUUUAACUGCUGUCUAAAAUUUGAUCGUGUGAUUGACUUGAUCGUUCUUCCACCCUCAUGUUUUGGUCUUGGAAGAUGGUUAAUUUUGAGGAAUAUUUUGCAAUAAUUCAUUUUAGUGUACCAUAAUUUUUUUUCUAAAAUGCAGUCAUACCUGUACGUGAAAAGAGUCCCUUUUCCUUUGUAAAGUUGAGAUAUGGAUUACAGUGUAUCUUAUUGAGCAUUUCAUCAAUUAGCAUACCGGUGUAUAGCCAUAGUUGUUGGAAUUCUGUUAUUACUCAAUUUGGAUUGGAGCAGGCUGACUUAAUGUAUUUUUUUAGUAUUCAAUUGUAUAUCUAGCCAAAAUUUCAUGUUUUCAAUCUCUUGUACAUGUAUAUUGUAUAAUGUGAAUGAGCCAAAGUUAGGAACGUGUAUCCAAUUUUGCAAUAGGUCUUUACAAAAUAUAAUUUUGUAUUAUGAAUAUUGCAGAGAAGAGAUAUAGAAUCUCUUUAUAGCUUGUGAAUGAGAAUUACUCAUUAGUGUAUCCAUCAACCUGUAUAAAAUCCUUUUAAACAAGUUGCCUUUGAUGAUUAAUGGCCUGCUUAAUGAAUGUAUCUAAUGUGAUGCCAAUUUAUUGUAUCACCCUUUCAAGGCCAAUGCAAGGUUAACAAAUUUCCUGUGUCACUCCGGUCACUAAACUUCUACCUGUAAUUUUAAGAAAAUGUGUACCUACACUUAUGCUUGUUAUUCACUGUUUAGUGAAAUUCUUUGAGAUGGCCCUGUAUAAUUUGAUUUCAUGUAGCUUUCAUGUUUUCAUUUUUUAGGUAUUCAUGUGAAACUAGUAACUAAUGAACGUUUAUAAUGUUUUUUUUUAUUAUUAAGUAUUGUCCUUAUAAUCAAAUGUAAUAUUUAUGGAAUUCCCCCUUCAUGAUUUGUACUGAGAAAUAGAUAAAUUCUGCAAUAUGUGUAGUCUUUCAUUUACAUCCUCUUAUUUACAUCCUGAUAAUAUGGAGCAAUGAUGUUUGGAAACCAAGAGAAGAUUUCAGAAUGCAAUGUUAGAUAUUUCGAUUGAGAAAUCAAAUGCAAUAAAGGUGUAAUUUAUGAUGACUUGCGAGUCAUAUAUAUUUUCUAUCUAUAUAAAGGAAAUAUUUUUUAUCUAUUACAGAUGAAGAAAAUAUAUAUAUAUGAGUCCUUAUACGAUUUAAAGUGUAUCACUUCUUUCUCACAUUGGAUCAUAUUUUUGAUGAAUACUUACAGAUGAUAGUGAAACAUGUACUUGUUCUAGGAAUUUAUAUUUUGAAUAUUCAUACAAAAAGUGCAACAUGUUUCAGGGAAAUUUAUGUUAAUCACCAAGUCAAAGUGCAUAACGGUUACAGCUCAAAACUAGAACAAAAAUUGCUACAUUUAUUUUGUAAUCACAAAAUCUUAGUUCAUCAUAGUUGCAGCUAAAACCUAGAAAUUGAAAAUGUAGCUAUGACAAAAACAAGCGUUUCGUGUCUGAUUUGACCUAUUCUCUCUCCCACCCACAUUUUCUUUCUUUCUGUCUCACUGCAAUAACAGAAAUGCCAUCAUCUGGCGGAGGUUAAUACAAACAUUACAUUUAGACGCCAAAUAAAGAAAUCAAGCAUGCUACGUCAAUACAAUGUUUGUUCUUUGCAAUGAGUUUAUUUCAUAAUGAUUUCCAUGCUUGUUUGCCUGAUUGCAUGUCAAAUAGAACCACACGGAUGCUAUGGAUCGUGAGUUGCAUAAAACGUUGAACUUUGCACUGUUUUUCCUGUCAACAAACUCAGAGGUUGACUCCAAGAUCUUGGGGAAAUUUUGAAAUUGUUUCUUUGAGUUGACGUAGUGUACACUUUGAAUGCUUUUAUGAUCACUUAGAAACUGACUUUUUGUUUGUAUAACAUGACAUCCAAGGCGUCCAUGUCAUACUCUCCCAUUGAUAUCUAUUACACAUAGUUUUGAUUUAUAAUUCUUUGAUGGGACUACCCACCAUGUAUGAGGUACAUGAUCACAGAGAAUUUCAAGAAAUCAACUCAAAGGAAUUUCAAUAACCUAUUAAAACAGAACUCAUGUCCGGAUUAUGUAAUAUGUCAAGGUUGGUUGUUUUGAGGGUAUUCUUUGUGAUCAUGUUGCAAGUAUCUUUUUUGAAGCAUUUGAAUUGUACAAUAAGUGAAUAACUUAACCUGAUAUUGAUAUGCAUCUGAAGUAGUGUUUUUUUUUGUGUACCAGUAAACAUUUGGUCAGGUUUUUAUACCUACUGUCAUAAAUGAAGAUAUAGGAGCUAUACAUAUUUUGAUAUUUCAUAUAAUUGGCACCUGUUCUGACUGAUACAGACUGUGCUCAAUUUUCAUUUGCACUAUUAAGGGGUGUUCACCUAUGGCUUGGGGAAACUACAA